Cicer arietinum (chickpea) is the source of this 3691-nucleotide messenger RNA. RefSeq lists its product as uncharacterized. NCBI's taxonomy places the organism in Eukaryota, Viridiplantae, Streptophyta, Magnoliopsida, Fabales, Fabaceae. The record is from RefSeq and is a predicted model, not a curated record.
AAACGCUAACACCAUAACAAGAGAAGAGAGAGAAAGAAGAGAGAGAAAGAAGAGAGAGAGCACACACAGAACAAAAGAAAAAGAAAAAGAAACAGUGGGUAAUCAAAGAGAAAAACAAAACCCAGAAUCUUGAGAGUGACAAAGAAAGGAAACAGAGCGAAAACAUAAGAAUUCCAUUCAAUAGCAACACACACAUAACACAGCGAAAGAGAAAGUACUUAUCCCAAAACCAUAUAUUAUAUUAUAUUAUAUUUUAUAUCUAUCUAUACACAAUUAUAUUACAUAAUAAAAAUAAUUCAUAGUUUUAUUAAAAUUAAAAUUAAAUUUGUGUUCUCUUUCUUAUAAUUGUAUUCAUUCAUGUGAAUGAAAGAGAGAGAGAUCUUGUUCUCUUACAAUGUCCACUUUGUAGCGAACUAGGGUUUCAUUGGAUCUUAUAUUGGGGGCAGUUGCUGAAUUUGGAAAAUUCCCAAAGUUGUUAGGGUUUCGAUCAGAGAGUUUGAUUGAAAUGGAAUACUGUUGUGCUUGUUCCUUCUUUGUGUGAUUUUGCCUGAAAUGGGCAAAAGCUCUGAUCUUUUCAGAGUUUCAGAUUGUGGGUUUGGUACUACGGUGCUUGAUCAUUUAUAUGCUUGGUGAUUGCUUAAGAUGGUAUUUAACAUUGCUUCUUUGAGCAUGGAAGAAGAUUGUAUAUACCGUUAUCAGUGAUCAAGAUUUUGUUAACCGUUUUUGGAUUCAGUGAAAAGGCCUUCUUGGUCACCGUUUUUGGUGUUUUUCUCCUUUAUUGUUUUCUACUUUUGGCCCUGGGUGGACAUUUUUGGUUUCGGUAGCCGAGAUUUUCAGUGGUCCAUUUUAGUUUCUAAAAGCAGCCCUACGUAGUUUGUCUGAGCUUAACACGGUUACUCGGUACCAUAGUGCUCAUAAACAUAUACUGAUUUGGGUUGUACCGAACCAUUUACCUUCAUAUUAGGACUUUUAAGUAGUUAGACUGAGUGAUUGCUUUGUUGCUCAUUGGUUUUGAAUCAAUUUCCAGUGAUACAGUUAGUGCUGUUAGAUUAUUUUGGUGACGGCAAGUCGACCUUAGUGGUUCGGAUCGGUUUAUGGAGGUAUAUCAAAGCUGGAAAUGAUUGUGGUGACAUGGUGCAUGGACAGGAGCAUAGUUGCUGGUUCGUUCCCUUUCUGGAACAGUGCUACUGGAAACUAAUUGGAGCACUCUCAAUUUUGGAAGGAUUUUAUACUAGGCGUAUCUGGAUUUUGUGCAAUGUCGCGCUGCUUUCCAUUUCCACCUCCAGGAUAUGAAAAGAAGACUAGAACCGAUGAAGUUGACUUGUUAAAAAAGGAAAAGCACAGGGAAAAGAAACAUAAAAAAGAUAAGAAGGACAAAGAGAAGAGGGAAAGUAAGGGAAAGGGGGAGAAAGAAGGACGGGAUAAAAGGCAUAAGGAAAAGGAUAAAAAGGAAAAAAACAGGGAAAAAAAGAAAGAUAAGGACAAAGACAGGGAGAAGGACAAAGGAAGAGAUAGAGAUAAGAGUAAAACCAGUCCUGCUGAUGGAAAAGGACUUCCAGGACAAGCUGAGGGUGUCAAUGCAGGUAAACUUCAAAAGGAAACCAAGCAUGAUACAAAGGGUGUAUUUGUCGAUAAUAAAAUUACCAAACCUCAUACUGGUAUCAAUGGGGAGAUGGCCAGAGAGAAUAAUCAUCUCGCUGAGGAGAACAAGGAUUCUAAAUUCCUCCUGGAGUUGGAGAGGAGGAUUAAGGAUGAUAACGGAGGGGCUGGUAAUCAAUUGGUUCAGAAGUUUACAAAUGCAGACAAUGGUAAAGAUGAGGGGACUAUUAGGUUGGUUUCUAGGAAUAGCGGUACCUUGCGUGAUAGCAGUGAAAAACUCAAUGAUAAGGGUUUUUAUGCUAAGAAGAUUGAUGGGAAAGGAAUCCAUGCCGAGGUCCGACCUUUUGGAAAUGCAACAGUUCCGAAUCAUGCUGGGAAUUUUCAUCCUAAAGCUGAUGGAAUGCCCAAACCUUUGGAGAAGUAUUUCAACAGGAAUUUGGAAGCAACUGUUGGAGGAAAAGAAAAGGUUGAUGAAAAGAAAGUCGAAAGAAAAGAAAAGGUUGAUGAAAAGAAAGUCGAAGGAAAAGAAAAGGUUAAGGAAAAGAAAGACGAAGGAAAAGAAAAGGUCAAGGAAAAGAAAGACGAAGGAAAAGAAAAGGUUAAGGAAAAGAAAGAGGAAGGAAAGGAAAAGGUCAAGAAGAAGAAAGACGAUAAACGAGGAGAAAAAAGGAAACGCAAGGAGGAGAAGAAAGGGCAUGGGAAGGACAAAAACAGGGAUAAAGAGAAGAAAGAGGAGAAAACUAAGAAGGAGCAUACUGAACAUAAAACCACGGAGCAGAAUAAAUUAAAAGAGAGCAACAAUGUUGGUCCUUUACAUUCAAAUUCGUUCGCACAGAUUAGCAAGAACAGCCAUGAGAGUUCUGUUAGUGGGGAAAACAUCAAAAAACGGAAGGAGAUUGAGUCAAAUGGAAUUCCACGUGCCAAUGACAAUUGGCCGAGUAAGUUGCCAAAACCAUCCUCCUCUCAUCCGUUCGCGGAAAAUGGAAGGAUAUUGGAACCUUGCCAAAUUUCCACUCCGAAUGUUUCAGAUAGGCCAGGAGUAGCCACCAGCAAUGCUAUGGUAGAAAACAAGGAGUGCAAGGUAAAUGGCUUCAUUGAAGCUCAACCACUUGCAAUACCCUCAAACAAGACUCGCACUGCAACCGUGCCCACAGAUCUGUUAAUUGAAGCACCUUCAAAACCCCAUCCUGAUACCAGGUACCUAAGCGACAUAUAUGCGGUACCUAAAGUGGAAUGGUCUGAUUUGGAUGAUCAGGAAUGGUUGUUUGGCAGCAAUAUUUCAGAAGAAAGAAAAACCGCAAUGAAAUCUUCAGAGGCUGACGAGGCACCGCAUCAAGUAUGGGCAGAAGCUGUGCACUUAGAGCUGGCAGAUGUUUUUGCUCUGCCAUAUGUCAUUCCAUACUGAUACUGAUUGAUUAUUUCAUUGGCACACAAUACUUCAAUUAUAUCUGCUACACAAGGACCCUCCUUUGGCAUCCGGUAUGGGAGGAACUGCAACACUUGGGGGCUAGAAACCAGUUCCAAAUUUCUCAACGCAUUCCUUUGUUCUUUGCGCCCUGCCAAUUGGCAACAAGUAGUGAGUAACCGGUUGCAUCGAUCUUAAACAUUUUGGACGGUUACUUGUGUCCAACAGAUUGCCUUGAUUUUGCACUGAUUGGAAGUAAUCACCUGUCGCGACUUGUUGCAUGCAUGGUGCAUUGCUGCAGGCCAGGUUGAGGUUUUUGCAUCUUAGUAAUUCAUUUAGACAGAAAGAUUUUAUACAUGCAGCCGUACCGGUUGUGGAGAAGGGGAGGGAAGAGGUACAAAGUACAAAGCUUGUUUACUCUAUUUUUACUUAGAGCUGAACUGCUCUUUCUAAUUUGAGAAUGAGAAUGCAAGUGAAACCAGAUGUGGUAUUUGCAACUACACAACAAUUUUGAUUUUGUAACAUAGAACUCCUAUUUACAAGAAUAUGUAUGAUAGAGAAGGGAAAAGAAUAGUCGGAUUCGUUUAUUCAGUUUCUUGUAAAUUUUAUUGUUUAUUUUAUCAUUUUGUAGGAGUGUUAAUGAUCAAGGUUAAAAAAUGGAUGAAAUUGAUUUUAUUAGUAUUUCAA